Messenger RNA from Exophiala mesophila, 2788 nucleotides. RefSeq lists its product as uncharacterized. The transcript is spliced from 2 exons. The record is from RefSeq and is a predicted model, not a curated record. The coding region runs from base 400 to 2658 and encodes 752 amino acids. Gene Ontology annotation, molecular function: copper ion binding; oxidoreductase activity. NCBI's taxonomy places the organism in Eukaryota, Fungi, Ascomycota, Eurotiomycetes, Chaetothyriales, Herpotrichiellaceae.
ACUGACUGUUUUUGUGGAUUUAUCCUUUGAUUUUCUCCGAAUUUCCAAUUCCCCAUCAACGACUGAUGAGCAGUGGAUGCCUCAAGGGCUUUUACAGCCCCUUGUCCACAUUACUGUCUGGUCAUUUCUUGAGUUCAAACGGAGAAAUAUUUCGCGUCGGUGAAUCUACCCGGAUUCUUUGAGGUACAGUACAGAAGGUCCAUCAGUCAACAUCAUGGAUUCGAUAUCUAAACCACUAUCGACUCGGUCAUCCGGACCUUUCUACCACACUCUCGAUCAACAUUGCCAUUGUCCAUUUUCCAUUCACUCGUUCAUCCUCACCCCUAGUCACUCCUUCACACUGCUCUUUCUUUCCCUUUCUGAAUCCCUCCUUCUCUUCUUUUCUUCGUCAUCGUCGUCAUGAAAUUAAUCCUUGUCCUCCAUGUCCUCGCCUUUUUCGCCUGCGUUGAGGGUCUUGGGAGAUGGUGGGAUAGUCUCCCUGGCGGUCUGUCCAGAGAUCGACCAAAGUUAGGUUUUCCUUUCUGGAAACAUCCCCUUCCUGCAUCCACCACUGCUCGGUCCCUCUCCACCCACAAGCCUGGCGACCGCAUCGUUAAGACUGGCACGACCACCGUCACCAAAGGUGGUGCUCAAAGCCAACAUAGCCCAACGAGUGGUCCACCUCAUAGCGACAGUCACGGUCCAACCACGCAUACAACAACGACCCACUCUGGCCCUUCAGGAUCUUCUUCCUCAUCCUCAGGAUUCCCUCCCUUUAUCGGAUCAAAUUCACGGACAGACGGGGCCAGCAACAAUAACCCCUUGGGAUUCGCCACGAGGACUCUUGGUGUACCAAACAAAUAUGGCAAUGUCGUUCGACCAACUAAUCUUCCCGUCAAUAUGCCCCAUCGUCCAACAUAUGGAAAUACCUCAGAAUCGACAUCCAACGACGCCAGACAACACCCCGACUUUGCUCAUGGGCCGAGUCAUCGAGGGCAUUGGCUGCCCGGGCACGACAUCAACACCAACACCGACUUCAAGUGGCCUGAGACUGGCAUCACGCGGAAAUGGACACUGAGAAUCCAGAACGCGACCUUAGCGCCAAUUGGCAUCCCCAAACAGAUGCUGGUUGUCAAUGGUCAGUUUCCGGGCCCGUUGAUCGAGGCCAACUGGGGCGACAAGCUCGAAAUCACCGUCAUCAAUGAGCUCCAGAACAAUGGAACUGGUAUUCACUGGCACGGGUUUCGACAGUUAGCAUCCAACUGCGAAGAUGGCGUUGGUGGCAUCACCGAAUGUCCCAUCGCCCCUGGCCGUUCCAAGGUGUACAAAUUCCAGGCCACCUCGUACGGGACGUCGUGGUAUCAUAGCCAUUUCUCUGCCCAGUACGGUGCAGGCGUGCUUGGACCGGUAGUCAUCCAUGGGCCGGCGUCGGCCAACUAUGACAUUGAUCUCGGUCACGUUGUUGUCAAUGACUACUACAACGCGACAGCGUUCCAGCAGGAUUAUUUUGCUCACCGGAAUGGACCUGGCCCGGCGUCCAAUUAUCUCUUGAACGGCAAGAACAUGGCCCUCGAUGGCUCCUCUGGUCAACGGUCGCAGUGGACGUUCCAAAAGGGGAAGAAACAUCUGCUGCGCUUCAUCAAUACGUCAAUGGACAUGAUGUUCAAGAUCCAGAUCGAUGGACACAAGCUGCAGGUCAUCUCGAACGAUUUCGUUCCCGUCCAGCCAUUUUUUGUCAACGAGCUGAGCAUCGGGAUCGGACAACGAUAUGAAGUGAUUGUCGAAGCCAACCAGGCAGUGGCAAACUACUACCUGCGGGCGUUGGUCGCCAAAGACUGCGCACAAAAUUUGAACGAUGGCACAGGCACCGCGAACGGAUUGAUCUCUUACCAAGGAGCAGGCUCGUCACUACCGUUGUCCAACUUGACUGUGCCGAGCACAUCAUGCGUUGACAUCAAUGCCACCAGCCUCAUCCCCAUUGUGGCCGAGUCAGUGGACCCGACUGGGUUUGCUGAGAAAUUUGGGUCUCUGCCUGUGUCCAUCCAACGAGUGGCACUCCAGGGCGGGGACAACGUGUUUCUCUGGUACCUGAAUGGGAUCUCGCAGAACAUUGACUGGGCUCACCCGACGAUUGAGCAAGCCGUGGCGGGAAACCUGACCUUUGACGAGGCGCGACACGUCGUGACACUGAAGGAUCCCGACGUAUGGACAUUUUGGGUGAUUCAGAACCAGUUCUUCGUUCCUCAUCCGAUGCAUCUGCACGGUCACGACUUUGCUCUACUCGGGCAAGGUACGGGCACGUUUAAUGCAGCAACAGAUAUGGGUUUGCUCAACUUUGAGAACCCUACUCGUCGCGACGUCGCCAUGUUGAUCGCCAGCGGCUGGACCGUCAUUGCUUUCAAGACCGACAACCCUGGAUCAUGGCUCAUGCAUUGCCAUAUCGCCUUUCAUGCCGGCGAAGGUCUGAGUCUGCAGUUCCUCGAACGUCCUGCGGACAUACCUGCAAAGUACAGUGACCUUGUCCACGGCCAGCCAUUUCAGGACAAUUGUAAGGCCUGGCGAGAGUAUGCAUCGAGUGGAGCCAUGGUUUAUAACAAGAGUGACUCUGGAUUGAAAAGAAGAAGUCAGGGUGGGAGAAUGGAUGUUAUUAGACAUCUGCAUGGUAAAAGGGGGAUUUGAUUGUGAGACAACAACUUAGAACCUUGGAGGGUGGUAUAAAUCCGUGUGGAUAAGUCUAUACGAUGGGUGACUGUAAUCUUCUAAUCGUUAAUACCUUGAUUGAUCUUAAUAUGCAUCUGUUAUUAGUAGA